Molecule: messenger RNA, 2534 nt
Organism: Temnothorax curvispinosus
Lineage: Eukaryota; Metazoa; Arthropoda; Insecta; Hymenoptera; Formicidae
Product: hippocampus abundant transcript 1 protein-like
Exons: 3
Coding region: 1749-2534 (261 amino acids)
Biological process (GO): transmembrane transport
Cellular component (GO): membrane
Molecular function (GO): transmembrane transporter activity
Source: RefSeq, a predicted model, not a curated record
GCAGUUGGAGGGAGCAGUUGGAGCAGUCGCGAUAUGCGGAGGUUUGAUUCCUCGUCGCGUGCACCGUCCCGCGCGACUCGAAUGGACUCGAUGGACCGCGCGAGGGCGAGGGGUUGACGCCGCGAAGGGUCUCGGCUGGAAAUAUAUGUGAUCGCCCGAGAUCUCGCCGCAACAGCAGCCGCAGCCACCGCCGCCGCCGCCGCCGCCGCCACCACGAACGGCUGCGGUCUCUCCAAGAAUAGCGAUACGCGACAGGAGGCCGAGAGCGAGAGGGGGUGACGGACAGAGGGUGAGAGAGAAGGGAAAACUCCGUCCGCGGCGCAAAGCAAAGCCGCCGCCGCUUCGGGGAUCGCGCACCCCGCACCAGAAGACUCCCGGACGUCGAGUGUCGCGCGUCGCCGAUUUGCACGGGGGGAUCACCGCGAACGAGUAGACGCCGAGAGAAAAGCGUCCCCGUCGCCGAGUCUCUCCCGUCCGUGGAUAUCUCCGUGACGUCACCGUGCGCGCCGCGACCGUGCGCGAUCGAAUCAAGGCCGCUCGCCGUCGCGUCGCGUCGACCCGGGCCCCGGGCCCCGGGAAGCAGACCGCGCGUCGCUCGCCUCGGCGCCUCGCGCUCCCCGUUCGUCAUGAGGGAAAAUCUCUGUCACAAAGAGCGAUAGAGGGAGAGUGUGUGAGAAACACGAUGUUUGACAAUGCGUGAAAGACACCUCUCGGUUUUCCUAUAAUAAGCUUCAAAGCUUCACCCCGUCGUAGACAGUCGUAGGGGCGACGUAGCUCCCCUGCUUCGCUUCUCCGGAUCUCGUAACUUGCCAAGAAAAAACCCAAUGACGGCAGCGAUUUGGCACUGUACGCGAGACGACAGCGUUACAGGACUACGUACGUCAUGUGACUCGAUGAUCGCAGAGUUACUUUUAACAAAUGUAAAAUGCGCGCGUCGAACGGAUUUUAAGAGGAUAUCACGGAAGGACGCGCUAGCUUGAGCCUUGCACUGCCAUAAUAAUGUUCAAACGAGUUGACGACCGUCAGAGAUCGUCGGAAAGGUUGAUUAUGUCACGUUCCCGUAAAUAUAAUUGCGAACGAGGAAGCGCAGAGUGACGAGAAAACGGAGUGACUUGUUGUAUCUCACGAUUAAAAUUAAUAUUUCUUACCGAAACUCUCUCAUUAAAGCAGAGUGUACAUAAGAAGACAUAGGAUUCAAUAUUUGCAAAAGUAAUGACAAAUAGAUGUAAAGACCGAUAGUUUUGAUUGAACGUCGUAAAUCUUUAAUCAAAAAGUUUUGUAUUAACGGGCAUUGCCGAUUCUAAUGGACGUGACAAACGCAUAUAAUAGUGACGACGGAUACCUGGUUGUAACCACCUCAUUUGUAAUGCAAAUGUAACGCCGAUAAAUCAAAUAGUCGUGACAGAAUGACUGAAGAAACUAUUCGUAAUAAUUAAGAUAAAAUGUAGCGGAAAUGUAUGAGCGAGGCAUGCAUCUCAAUCAUGGUGCGGUAUCUUAUCUAUUUUAGACGUUACGUUAGAAAAGCUAUGAGAAAUCGUGCGGGCUUGACGAGCAGGCUGCAAGUAAUAUCGAAGGACGAACUGAAAUUUAAUUCAAAACUGUGGAAACUGUGGCGGUGCGCUGAUAUGACGUUGAGAGAAGAUUGUCUGUCUCUUUGUCACGUGCCCGUAAGCGGAAUGACGGCACGAGUAUCGAUUAAAACGUGAGAAUAUGAGAGGAAACAUAUAUAGCGACAUUUUUUAGGGGUCAUGCCCCCUGGGGCAAACGGUGGAACGGAGGGCUUGGGCCCGACCUGUUCCGAGAUACAUAACAGUCAGGAUCACGCUAUAGCCAAACUCGCACCUCCCCCUACGUUUGUUCAGCAAUGCUACAGACACCUCAAGAGCUCCGGUGUCGGCGAGGCGAGCGUGUAUCAUGCAUUGGUCGUAAUAUUCCUGGAAUUCUUUGCAUGGGGACUAUUAACCAUGCCUAUUAUUAGGGUACUGAACGAAACAUUUCCGGAUCACACGUUCCUGAUGAAUGGCUUGAUAAUAGGAAUCAAAGGAAUCUUAUCUUUUCUCUCCGCGCCACUGAUCGGUGCUCUCUCCGACGUGUGGGGUCGAAAAUUUUUUUUACUCAUCACAGUGGCCUUCACAUGCGCACCAAUUCCCCUAAUGAGCAUUAACACGUGGUGGUUUUUCGCUAUGAUUUCUAUCAGUGGCGUAUUUGCUUGCACAUUCUCGGUCGUGUUUGCAUAUGUUGCGGACGUAACGGAAGAAAAUCAAAGAUCACUAGCGUAUGGCUUGGUGUCGGCAACUUUUGCCGCGAGUAUGGUAAUAAGUCCAGCUUUGGGUGCUUAUAUCAUGAAUACAUAUGGAGAGAAUCUUGCCGUAGCAUUAGCGACAGCUAUCGCGGUCUUGGAUGUGUUUUUCAUAUUAGUGGCUGUACCUGAAAGUUUGCCUGAAAAAACACGUCCACCAGCACCCAUCUCGUGGGAGCAAGCUGAUCCGUUUGCUGCUCUUGGAAAGGUAAAGCAUAAUGUAUUGAAAAAAUAA